Messenger RNA from Sceloporus undulatus (fence lizard), 4295 nucleotides. Its product is annotated as calcium-activated chloride channel regulator 1-like. The record is from RefSeq and is a predicted model, not a curated record. The transcript has 15 exons. Lineage: Eukaryota; Metazoa; Chordata; Lepidosauria; Squamata; Phrynosomatidae. Bases 16 to 2781 code for a protein of 921 amino acids. Gene Ontology annotation, biological process: chloride transport. Gene Ontology annotation, molecular function: intracellularly calcium-gated chloride channel activity; protein binding.
AAAUGCAUUGUUUUUAUGGGAAGAGUAGAACAUGUGCUGAUGCGAAAGCCACAAGGAAAGAUGUUGCUAAAUCAGUGGCAUCUUGUGAUGGUAUUUGUAUUACUGCAUGGAGUGAAGGGAACAAAGGUAAAGCUCAACAACAGUGGGUUUGAAGACCUAGUUAUUGCAAUUAACCCUGGAGUACCUGAAGAUAACAAAAUCAUUGACAACAUAAAGGCUAUGGUUGAAGAGGCUUCUCCUUAUCUCUUCGAUGCUACAAAACAAAGGUUUUAUUUCAAGACUGUAAAAGUUCUAAUUCCUUUGACAUGGACAGCCAAGCCCGAAUACCAAAGAGCAGCCAAAGAAUCUUAUGAAAAAGCUGAUGUCCUUGUGGCAGAUCCUUUCCUGAAAUAUGGCGAUGAACCCUAUACCUUGCAGUACGGAGGGUGUGGGGAACCGGGACGGUACAUCCAUUUCACACCUAACUUCCUAAGAAAUGACAGUUUGCUCCGUGCUUAUGGAUCACGAGGCAGAGUCUUUGUCCAUGAAUGGGCUCAUCUCAGAUGGGGUGUCUUUGAUGAAUACAACAAUGACGUUCCCUUCUAUCCUGCUGGCAAAAAUGAGGCUGAAGCAACAAGAUGCUCAUCUGAUUUCACUGGCAAAUAUAUUGUUCGAAAUGACAAAGGACAAAUCAGAAAAUGCAACAUUGAACCCCAUACUCAGCUUUAUGAGGCUGGAUGUGAAUUUAUUCCAGACCUAGAGCAAACUACUCCAGCAUCGAUAAUGUACAUGCAAAGUCUCCAUUCAGUUACUCAGUUCUGUGACAAGAGUAACCAUAACAUAAGAGCACCAAAUAUGCAGAACAAAAUGUGCAACUACAGAAGCACCUGGGAAGUCAUUAUGGACUCCCCAGAUUUUGCCAGUUCUUCUCCAAGAAGUGCUCCUCCACCUCAGCCGACUAUCUCCUUGUUGCAAGCACAGGAAAGAGUUUUGUGUUUAGUACUUGAUGUUUCUGGAAGUAUGAAUGGGUUUAAUCGCAUUGAUCGAUUGAGGCAAGCUGCAGAACUGUUCAUCCUACAGAUUAUUGAAACAGGUUCCUGGGUUGGAAUUGUCACAUUCAAUAAUCGAGCGUCAACUGAGGCUGGUUUGCAACAUAUUACUGGUGAUAGUGUCCGCCAGACUCUCAUAUCUUUUCUUCCAGCUACAGCAAAUGGGGGAACUAACAUAUGUUCAGGAGUCCGUGCAGGAUUUCAGGUGUUUUUACAAAAAUAUUCAAGCACAGAAGGCUGUGAAAUUCUGCUUUUGACAGAUGGAGAAGAUUCAGGAGUAAGUUCUUGUUUUGCUGAAGUUCAAAGUAGUGGAUCUAUAAUCCACACCAUUGCUUUGGGGCCGGAUGCUGCAAAAGAACUAGAAAUGUUGGCAAAGAGCACAGGGGGUUUGACAUUUUCUGCCACUGAUAGUUUGGACUCCAAUAGCCUCAUAGACGCUUUCAGUGGAAUUUCAUCAGGAAGUGGAAAUAUCAAUCAACAAUCUAUUCAGCUUGAAAGUAAAGGACAAAACCUCAGUCCCAGCCGGUGGAUGUAUGGAACAGUAUCCAUUGAUAAAACUGUGGGAAAUGACACUUUCUUCGUAGUUACAUGGAGUUUGAGCCUAAAUGUGCCAAGAAUAAUUCUGACGGAUCCUGAAGGGAAAACGUACAGUGAGACAGACUUUGUAGUUGAUAACACCAACAUCCGAACAGCUCGACUCAAGAUUCCUGGAACUGCAAAGGCAGGAGACUGGGUUUACAAAAUUCUGAAUACACACACAGAAGCUCAAGGGCUGUCAAUAACAGUCACCACCAGAGCAGCAUCUGUGACUAUGCCUCCAGUGACUGUGAAGUCCUAUGUGAACCGAGAAACCAACAGCUAUCCUAGUCCCAUGGUCAUUUACGCAGAAGUCACCCAAGGGUUUUUGCCUGUUGUUGGUGCAAAUGUCACAGCCAUCAUUGAAUCGGCAUCUGGGAAAUCUGUAGAGCUAGAGCUCUUUGAUGAUGGUUCAGGUCCUGAUACUUUGAAACAUGAUGGAAUCUACUCAAGAUAUUUCACAUCUUUCAAGGAAAAUGGCAGGCACAACAUAAAACUGCGUGUCCAAGGAAAAGACAACGCUGUCAGACGAGUCAACAGGAAGAGUCACGCUCUCUAUGUAUCAGGUUAUGUAGAAAAUGGCGAGAUAAAACUGAAUCCAGUAAGGCAUCGCCCUAAUGAGGAUAAAAUCCAAGCAAAUGUGGGAAAUUUCAGCAGAGCAGCAUCAGGAGGUUCUUUUGUAAUGAAUGGGUUGCCUCCUGGAAAUCCACCGGAUGUCUUCCCACCCUGUAAAAUCACAGACCUUGAGGUAGAGCACCAUGAGGAUGAUGAAUUACUUUUGUCCUGGACAGCUCCUGGGAAUGAUUAUGAUAUCGGGAAAGCUGAAGGAUAUGAAAUAAAAAUGAGUGAAAACCCCUUGGAACUAAGAGAUGCUACAUUUCCUAAUGCCACUUCCUUGAACAUAUCUGGUCUCAUACCUGAAGAUGCUGGGGUCAAACAGUCCUUUCAGUAUAAGCCAGAAAACCUCCAAAAAGAAAACACCACCUCCAUCUACUUUGCCAUUCGUGCCAUUGAUGACAGCAACAAUGUUGGGGAAACAUCUAAUAUAGCAGCAGUGGUUUUGCUUCCAGAGAACACUGCCUCCCAUAGUUCCUCUGAGAAACAGACUCUUCCUUCCAUUGUCAUGACCACCUUACUACUGUUGUUGAUAAUGAAAAUAAUAAUAGUGGUUCCAUAAUGAGGACUUGAGUUACAUGUUGCUGUAAUUAUUGGUUCUUCUUGAAGCACAACACAUUAUGUUUUAGCCAACUGAAAAAGUGGAUGUCAAAAGACUGGACUGUAAUAACAGUAAUCACAAUGAACAUUAUGGUAUUCUAAGUGUAUCGGUGAGUGAGCAUUGAUACUAGGUGUGCCAGGACCAAGGUCAUCUGUUUAAAGCUGGAUCUAUGCUAAUCACAUAUAAACUGAAUAGGAGGCUCCCAGUUUUGUUGCAAAAUGGAUGUGUGGUUAUGCUUCCCUCAUUUGUGGUUCAACUGCUCAUACUGUGUUCUUCCCGGCACACUUUUGCUUCACCUAAUUUAUAUCCUGAGUGAACAUGUAUGGGGAAGCCUAAAGGAAAGACUAUAGGUUGUAAAAAAACAAAGCUCAUGAAUGGGGUAGUCAUAGACUGAAAAAAGUAAGGCUGACACUGUCAUAUCCAGUUUGGCUUUUAUAUUAAAUCUCAGGAAGAUUUUCAAUACAUCCGCCAGAGAGUGCCUCCUUGGGAAAUUAUGGUUAUUAUACUUCAACAUAUGGGCAGUAUUUCUGUAUGGUCUGGGAUUAAUCUUCCUGCCAGGUAUUUGAUACUUUGCAGUUUGAAUGAGUGAGAGCCAGUGAGGUGUAGUGGUUUGAGUAUUGGAUUGUGACUCUGGAGGCCAGGGUUCAAAUCCCUGCCCAAGCAUAAAAACCCACUGGGUGACUUUGAGCAAGUCAUUUCAUCCUCAGUGAACAGCAAUGACAAACCUUCUCUGAAGAAACCUGCCAAGAAAACCCUAUGGUAGGUUCACCUUAGGGUUACCAUAAGUCAAAAAUGACUUGGAGGCACACAACAAGAACGUGUUAUCCAUGUGGGGGGAUAAAGGGGGAGAUGGCAGAUUGGAGAAAGUUUUUGUCUGCUCUGAUAAUAAAUAAUAAUAAUAAAUGCUUUAUUUAUAUACCGCCCUUCUUCCAAUCAGGGCGGUGUACAACACAAUAUCAAACACAAUAUACAAAGGCAAUAAAAACUCAUUAAAAUAUACAUUAAAAUCACCUACUAGCCAGCACAUCAUUGGCCAUCGGGAGGGGGGGGGACUAACUAGAACUUGUAUCUAGUAUGAUGUAUUGCUACUCUCUGUUUUCAUUUUCCUCCCUGGUAUUUAAAGUCCAGCACCAUUGUAGAAUAUAAAAAUCAGUGGGCUUUUUAUCAAAAAUCAGUGUGGCAUACUGUGCAUUUAUUGUUUUAAUUUUGUUUUGAGUGUAGUUUAGAUUGUUUUAACAAUGUGCUUUUAAUGGAAAUGUUUGUUUAAUUGUUGUUGUUUGUUUAAUUGUUGUUGUUUGUUUAAAUGUUUGUUUAAUUGUUGUUGUUUUUACUUUUGUAUAGUAAGAUUUUAGCAGAAAUUUGUUUUAGAUGGUUAUAAGCCAGCUUGGGUUCUGUGCUGGGACAAAGGUGAGCUAUAAAUAAAAUAAAAUGAAACAAAAUGAAAUGAAAUGAAAUAAACCCAAAAGAUGGAGAAA